UGAACCCGUCCCCGCCAACCUGCGACUGCGACUACACUUUGACUUGCAUCUGGCCUUGGAGCUGCGCACAACUACUCGACUAUUCGUCACCUUGACUGCUCUUCAAUGGAUGCCCUUCCCAAUGCACAUAAAUCAUUAAACCACCCUCAAACUCGACGCCUUUGAUCAUAGAUCGAUUCUUUCUGCCCUUCUCCGCCGCGCUCUUCUUGGGGGCUCUGCAUCCUUCUACCGAACCCUCCCCCAGCUCCUCUCAAUCACGCCCUCCACCAGCCGACCGUGCUGCCGUUCUUCCUCUGUGCCAGGGCUGUGCUCCCAAGAAUGAGCAAUUGAUAGAAGAGAAGGACGUUGCCGGCAUCACUGCAUCGUGUUGAAUUGAUCUGGUCUUCCCCGACACCCCUACCCGUCGCCUCCUACUGAGCAGCCGAUCCGGUGGUUCUGACUCGGAUGAAACGCACAUAACAGCCUCGUGGCUUCCUGGAAUCGACAAGGCGUCGCAUCAACUACGACAAACGUCUUCACUGUUACUGGUGCGUGAAAGCAUCCGAUAUUGAAGAGAGUCUGGCAAGAUGAAAGGUUUCAGACAGAGAGUGCAUGAGCAGUUGUCGAGGGCAAAAGACGGCAACAAGUCUUCCAAGAAGAAGGAUGCGAAUAACUCGGGCACCGCGUCUCCGCUGUCAUCAUCCACUACGCUCCCCGGUAGUGAUUCGAGAUCUCCCAAUAGCUCCAACACCGCAACCCCGACGUCCUCGUCAACAAAUCUGAACGAUCUGCGAAACAAGAGCGGGAACCAUGAGGGCACCAACACCAAUCACGGAUCCACUCAACAUCAUACUGGCUCUGCCGCAGGGUCGGGCUCGCUGGCUUCCCAUUACAUGGCGCAAGGUUCCGGCCAUGGGCCAGGCGGACCUGGAACAGCCGCGGGUCGUCAUCACAUUGCUCCAAGUGUUAUCAUAAGCCCAAGUGCUCCUCACAUUCCCGGACCCGGCGCGACUGAAACGAUGCCUGGCGACCUAGCGCCUCCCAAGGCCGGUCAGAAAUCCCUCCUCUUCGACAGACUGCAGUCUACCCCAAAAGAUGUGCCCGAGGGCGUCCGAACUCCCAAGAGACAACAUUCGUCGAGGUUUGACGUAUCGGAUCAAAGAGCUCGUGAUCUGGAGAAAUUGCCCGGUUUCCAUGAAGUCCCUCCCAAUCGAAGACAGGAGUUAUUCAUGCAGAAGAUCGAUCAAUGUAACAUCAUCUUCGAUUUCAAUGACCAGACCGCCGACAUGAAAUCAAAAGAAAUCAAGAGACUCGCCCUCCACGAACUCCUGGAUUAUGUUGCCAACAACAGAUCGGUGAUAACCGAGCCGAUGUAUCCGAAAGUCGUCGAAAUGUUUAGCAAGAACCUCUUCCGCCCAGUUCCUCCUCCUGUCAAUCCCCAGGGUGAAGCAUUUGAUCCUGAGGAAGAUGAACCGGUCCUUGAGGUGGCUUGGCCUCACAUCCAAGUUGUAUACGAGUUCUUCUUGCGAUUCAUCGAAAGUCAAGACUUCAACACAAACAUUGCCAAGGCCUACAUUGACCAUCAUUUUGUCCUACAGUUACUGGAGCUGUUUGACUCGGAAGAUCCUAGGGAAAGAGAUUUUUUGAAGACCACACUUCACCGCAUCUACGGCAAAUUCUUGAAUCUUCGGUCCUACAUUCGGAGAUCGAUCAACAAUGUCUUUUUCCAGUUUACGUAUGAGACGGAGAGGUUCAACGGCAUAGCCGAACUUCUCGAGAUUCUUGGCUCCAUCAUCAACGGCUUCGCUCUUCCGCUGAAAGAAGAGCACAAGCUCUUUUUGACGAGAGUUCUUAUUCCCCUACACAAAGUCAAGAGUCUGAGCAUGUAUCAUCCCCAAUUGGCCUAUUGUAUUGUGCAAUUCCUGGAGAAAGACGCGGCGUUGACAGAAGAAGUUGUGCUUGGUCUAUUGCGCUAUUGGCCGAAAGUCAACAGUACCAAAGAAGUCAUGUUCUUGAAUGAGGUCGAGGAUAUUUUCGAGGUCAUGGAUCCGCAAGAAUUUGCCAAAGUCCAGGAGCCUCUCUUCAACCAAUUGGCCAAAUCGGUAGCGAGUCCUCAUUUCCAAGUGGCCGAGCGUGCGCUGUAUUUCUGGAACAACGAAUACUUCUGCAAUCUCGUCAGUGACAACGUCGAAACCAUCCUCCCGAUCAUGUUUGCUCCGUUGUAUGAAAAUUCGAAGGGCCAUUGGAACCGCACAAUACAUGGCAUGGUUUACAAUGCAAUGAAACUUUUCAUGGAGAUCAACCCUCAGCUUUUCGACGAAUGUUCGCACGACUACAAUGAAAUGCAAAACUCUGCCGCCCAACGGGAAAAGGCACGCGAGGCGAAAUGGGCCAAGCUCACCGAGCAGGCCAACCGCAUGAAGGCUGGACUGGCAAAGCCACCGACAACUCCUAGUAUCAAGGAAGUGCCAGAGACGGAUGCUGCACAGGACAACCAAGCGAGGCUAGAUGCUCUCAAGUUGCAUGAUGAAUCGUCAUCGACCAAACCAUCAUCGUGACGUUGAUGGCUAUUUCUGACAUGGCUUUGGAAUCUCCAGAGGCGACGCGCAGACUCACAUGGUCAGACGAGAUCUCGCCGGUCUAAUAGCAGCUUGGAUGGCAAAUCGAGAAGACAUCGCACCCAUUCUGGAGGAUCCAUCGAAUUUCACCGGACCGUACAAAUGCCUCAUAUUCAACGCCCCGGAAGCGGUGUGUCGCAGCGUUGACACGAGCCAGUUGGGCUGUCGGUGGGGACAGUGAGCUAUGACUGAGUGAACCAAAGUUCAUCGUGAAUCGUCAGCAAGCGGUCGGCUUUGAUUGAAGUUUUGGUUUACUUCGAACUGAGGCCCAGCUUGCGCAGGGUUCAGACACCCGGUGCACACCAUGAAUCUUGCGUUGGGUUUUGGCGAUGUCCUGUGGAUGAUAGAGUACUUCGAGGCCUAAUCGACAUGUUCAGCCUCUGAAUGAAGAUACGAGCAACGUGGCGGAUCAACCGCCUAUGGUGGAAAGAGGGAGUGACAGAAAGACAAUGUCCGAGUCGUAAAGAAAUGUCUUGACCUUCACUUCCCCGCUGGCAGUUUCGCUGAUCGUCCUAUCAUGCUUUGUGCCC
Cladophialophora immunda is the source of this 3127-nucleotide messenger RNA. RefSeq lists its product as hypothetical. Gene Ontology annotation, molecular function: protein phosphatase regulator activity. Gene Ontology annotation, biological process: signal transduction. The transcript has 5 exons. Bases 567 to 2537 code for a protein of 656 amino acids. Gene Ontology annotation, cellular component: protein phosphatase type 2A complex. The record is from RefSeq and is a predicted model, not a curated record. NCBI's taxonomy places the organism in Eukaryota, Fungi, Ascomycota, Eurotiomycetes, Chaetothyriales, Herpotrichiellaceae.